UGCUUUAGUCGCGUUACAGCCUUUGAGCGAUGUAUACAUUUCUUUGAAACACAUGUCGACGUAUAGUUAAAAAAAGUGUAUAUCCUGUGUUGCACGACGCUUCUUAUUUUAAGUGUACAUCAACAAAAUCGUGUAUUUGCAUACGCUUCGGAUCAAGACAGUCGCGUUAACGAGAGCGAGGAGCAAGGGAGGUCGAAGAGUUUCUGUAAGACACAUUCAGAAAGAGAACUUGUGUCGAGCACCGCGGAACAGCCACGAAACUGCGAAAACAUGAAGACAAUAUGGAUAAUUGGUGGACCGGGAUGCGGCAAAGGAACACAAUGCGAACGCAUAAUCGCGAAAUACGGAUUGUACCACAUCAGCAGCGGUGAUCUCUUGAGGGAAGAGGUUGCCAGUGGCAGUCCCAGGGGAGCUUCCCUUCAAGAGUUAAUGUCCAAAGGUCUAUUCGUCCCGACGGACAUUGUGCUGGACCUCAUAAGGGAACGGAUGGAGAAAGCCAAAAAAGAAGGAGCCACUAAAACUGGAUUCCUCAUCGAUGGAUACCCUCGUGAAUUAGAACAAGGCAAACUUUUUGAGGAGAAGGUUUGUCCUGCUGACAAGAUAAUUUUCUUUGAUGUCUCGAACGAAACAAUGAUGAAAAGGCUGAUGGGUCGUGCGGCUGUCUCGCAAAGAGCCGACGAUAACGCGGAAACGAUAAAAAAAAGAAUUGAAAUAUUCAAUGUGAAAAACGGAGAGAUCGUCGAACAUUACAAGGACAAAGUCGUAAGAAUCAAUGCUGAAGGCACUGUGGAUGAAGUGUUCGCAGAGGCGACGAAAGCGCUCGAUCCAUUGUUUGCUUAAACACGCGAAAGACUAUGCAAGUUCUCGUUUAGGAACGCCUAAUAAUUCAAUCUGAUUUUCCCGUGGUUUCAAAAUGAAAUUCAACAUAGAAAAUACAUAUUUUACUGUCAUUGAUUUUCGUAAAUCAAACACUCUAUUAUAAGUUUCUAGGAAAAUUACUUAACGGGUUAAUUGACAUUAAUUUGUUACGAAUGAAACUGCGGAUUUUAUGAGUUUAUGAAAAACAUUUGUUAAACGUAUGCAAAAUAUAUUUCACAAGUUAAUAUAAUAUCCGUGUAUAUUCUACAUACGUUUACCGUAUGUUUCUGACGUGUAUUUGUAUAUGCCAUAAACGUGUAAAAUCCGUAGCCUAGUUAUAAAUUACAAUAGGAUAUCUACGUCGCAAAUCUCAAGUACCUGCUCUAAAUAGCAAUAUAGAAGAAAUUUACUUCUAAACUAAUCUGACAUGUCCUAGAAAGUACCUGCUGCUAUUUAUUACUGUUAAAUCAUUCAUAAAUUUACUGUCUGUUUCAAAUAAUAAAUAAAAUGUAUAUAUUUUAAAA
Messenger RNA from Hylaeus anthracinus, 1382 nucleotides. It is a transcript of the gene Ak1, whose product is annotated as adenylate kinase isoenzyme 1. Bases 271 to 840 code for a protein of 189 amino acids. The record is from RefSeq and is a predicted model, not a curated record. Gene Ontology annotation, cellular component: cytosol; cytoplasm. Gene Ontology annotation, biological process: nucleoside triphosphate biosynthetic process. Lineage: Eukaryota; Metazoa; Arthropoda; Insecta; Hymenoptera; Colletidae. The transcript has 5 exons. Gene Ontology annotation, molecular function: AMP kinase activity; ATP binding.